UGCUCCUGCGUAAUCCAAUUGAGUUCUUAUAGCUGGAGUCUAAAAAUAGUCCAAAUUAACAGAACCACAGUAUAGACAGGUAACUACGUGUGAGUCCAGAGCGUUAUAUGCGAUGGAGAAAUGUGUUAUUUCCACGCUGUCGUGUGAUGGAAUUAUAGAUGGAUAGGUGAAAGUCCCCUGAUAGGCUAGACACAUUUGCCGACGGAGAGCACAGCCACAGGUGGAAUGCCAUGUGAUGCUUGAGAGGAUUACAUUCGAGCUGCAGGUAUUCUGAAGAAAUUAAGAGGGACUUCCGAUAUCGAAUUAAUUAAGGAUGGGCACGUUCGUGACCCUGGCGGAGGUGCUGGAGGCCCGGGGGUCACCUCUGGAGGAGGAUGAGGUAUGGUGUCUGCUACUGGGCACCGCCGAGGCCUUGAUGGAAAUCUCUCACAAAGGUCCUGGUAACAUGUGCAGUGUACUGAGCCCUGGCUCAAUGCUGCUGUCAGCCACUGGGAACCUUGCUUUUAAGAGCUGUCCCCGGUCAGAGAACCUUGGUUCCUUCACUGCUCCAGAGGUACAGGAGGGGCACGCUGCCUCCAACAGGACGGCCUCGGAGAAGAUGAUUGUAUAUUCCCUAGGAAUGACCCUCUUCUGGUCCGUUGAUUAUCAACUACCUCAAAACCAGCCCAUUCGGCUGAGUGACGACCUGAACAACCUCUUGCUGAGUAUGUGUGAGGACACGGUCCACAGGCGAGCAGAUCUCGUGACCGUGCUGGAGACCUGUGAACAGCACAUCAAGGCUGCUCAACUGCCCCCACCAGAGAAGCUCAUCAGACAGCUAGUACAAGAUGUCUUCAGGGACUCUGUUGAUCAUGUGUCCAUGGCUGAGAUUGGUCCUCAACUUACUGACCGGAGUCAGAUGGUCAGAGAGAGGCUUCACAGUCUCUCAGGAAGUGCCUCGUACCACAACUCCACCUGGGCGCUGAGAAACAGAAGCACCCCAACGUUCCAAGCUGAGCUCAGCAGAGGAAUUCCCCAAGGGUCACGUCACCGAGAGAGUUACUGCAGCUAUCAGUCACGUAGCCCCUGUAGCCCUUACCUGGAUGGCUUUCGCCGUGGCAGUGUCAGACCUGUACUUUACACAUAUCUAAACGAGUCCACGGUCAGUCUUAAUGAAAAGAAAGCCAAGGAUAUGGGUCCUGAGUUCAUUAGGAAGUUAGACGAGCCUCUGGUUGUCUUGGAGCUGCCCGGAUCCAUUGUGUCAAAGAAAGGGAAGUCUCCCUCCACUAUGAGGGAACUGAGUGUGGUCAUGCCAAACGGACAGAGCAUCCUGGUCAAGUGUGACGUCAAGUCAGGAGGAGGGGAUGUCUUUGAUAUGAUUGUCGCCCACUCCAAUCUGGUGGAACACUUCUACUUUGGCCUUGCUUACAUUGAUGAUCAUGAGUUCUUCUUCCUGGAAAAUGACACAAAGCUAUCCAAGGUCGCCCCCGACAGUUGGAAGAAAGUGCCUACCUCCACGUUUGUCCUUUUCUUCAGGGUGAAAUUCUUUGUCCACGACAUCUCUCUCCUUUUGCACAAACUGACUCGUCACCAGUACUACCUACAGCUGAGGAAGGAUAUACUGGAGGACAGGUUGGCCUGCCAUGAAGAGACAGGCCUAUAUCUGGGUGCCUUGGCUCUCCAAGCAGAGUAUGGAGACUGCAUGCCUGAGGUUUAUGGGAGGAACUACUAUCGACCAGACCAGUACGUUGCCAAGAGCGUCAUGGAAAAAAGAGCCUUGCCUUACCUAAAGGAGGAGUUACUACGGUUACAUGCCAAUAACUCCACGAUGAGUACCGACGAGUCCGAACUUGAGUUCCUAAAGGCAACCCAGCAGCUUCCUGAGUAUGGCGUUCUGUUCUACCGCGUGGGUCGCGAGAAGAAGCCAGUCAUCGGAGAGCUGAUCUUAGGAGUGUGUGCCAAAGGAGUCAUAGUGUAUGAGGUUAAAGAUGGCUCCCGCUCCACGAGUCAGACAUUCCACUGGCGGGAAACGGCCAGUAUUUCCUCCUCUCACCGUAAAUUUGUCAUCGAGAGCAGAGGGAGCAAGAAAAAGCACACCUUAGUCACAGAGAGAACCAAGACGGCCACGUACCUCUGCAACCUUUGCUCUGCCCAGCACAAGUUUCACAAUGAGAUGAACUCUCGCCAGCUCAGUCACAGUCUGGCCUCAGAGGACAGCAUAGUGCAGUAUGCGGCAGUGUGUCAAACAGCUGAGAACAGCCAUAGCCAGAUGAACAGCCAGAUGAGCCGGCGCUCUGUCUCUGAGACCAUACGGACAGACAGUGGUCCCACCACACCGCAGGACGACUCCAUGACCAAACUGUGUGAUGACAUUGCCGCCAAGAUCGAGGCGCGGAUCAAACAGCAGCGUGUCCUCCACGAGCAGGGCAUAGGGAGACCAUUGUCUGGGAACCUGUCACCAGCCCUGUCUCGUGGGUCUGGGAAGUGUGGGUCUGAGGCACCCUCCAUGUCUUCAGCAGCCAGAGAUACCCCAACAAAGAGUGUCAUACCAGAGAGAGAAGUCAUUUGUGUGUCCUUAAAGAGAGACCCAAAGCUCGGCGUAGGUAUUGUGAUAGUUGGAGAAGACACGGUGGGGAAGUACGACCUGGGUAUCUUCAUAGCAUCCAUCGUGCCGGGAGGACCAGCGGAUAAAGAUGGCCGCAUCAGACCAGGUGGGCGUCUGAUCUCUCUGAACCACACCAGUCUGGAGGGCAUGACCUUCAGUGAGGCUGCAGAGGUCAUGCAGAACAGCCCACGGGAGGUCGCACUCAUUGUGUCCCAGCCCAAAGUGUCCUUGACACCCAACAACGUGAGAUCUCCGCUAUUGAAGAACUACGAGUCCCAGACCACUUUGAUGACUGAUGUACACUCUGGGGAGGACGACCUGGAUGAGAUCGUGUCUGUCAUGUUGACGCCAAAGACUGGCAGUAGGCUGCAACUCCCUGACGUACGCAUCCUCAAUGCUCAGGAUGGCUGCAUCAGGGCUCCUUCCAUGAACUGCUUCAGGGGUGAUGAGAUCUCUGUAGAGCUAAAGAAGAAUGCUGGAGGAGGGUUAGGGAUCAGUAUCGCUGGUGGUGUGACCACAGGCCUGCGUCAUGGCGGUGUCUUCAUCAAAAGCCUAGUCUGUGGAGGGGCUGCUGAGCAAGAUGGCCGCAUCCAGCCAGGUGACAGACUGCUGGAAGUGGAUGGCAUCAGGUUUCAAGGGUUCACACAUCAGCAGGCUGUGGAAUGUCUGGCGAAAACAGGAGAGGUGGUGACCAUGGUCUUGGAGAGGGAGAACAUGGCCCUGCCCAGGGUGUCUCCAAGCCCAGACACAGGGCGCAGUCUCCUGGGGCGCAGCCUGUCCCCUCGGAGUGCCCACUUGGACAUCACCCAGAUGAGGAACAACAGCUGCCCCGCCAUCAUCACCCCCUUCUUCGUCAGGCCCAAGGACUACAGUUUUGUGUCUGACAAUAACACUCUGGAGGUGACCUUGAAGAAGAGCCAGAAAAGCUUGGGCUUCAGCGUCCUGGUCCCUGAGCUCAACCCCUCGAAAGGAGACUCGAGCAGUAGUCUUGUCCGGAUCAAGAAGCUUUUCCCUGGCCAGCCAGCGGAGGAGAGUGGGCGGAUCCAGGAGGGAGACGUCAUCCUGGCAGUUAAUGGAGAACCGCUGAAGGGAUUGUCCUACCAGAGGGUGGUAAUGCUGCUGAGAGGCUCUCCUCCUGAAGUCCGCUUGUCUCUGUGCCGUCCUGCUCCAGGAAUUCUGCCUCCCAUUGAAACAUUGCUUAGCACCUGAGUGAUGUAACAUCACAGUGCGUGAGCAGCAACGGAAGUUAUACAAGGGUUAUACUUCUUGAGAGACAGACAGGAGAUCUUCAAGGAGCAGGACACGUGGAGAUCUGUCCAGAGAAAAGAGCAGGACAGGUGGAGACGCAUCACUGCAUUCUAUGAGUCAGAGGUGUUGCGUGAGUCCCCCGGCAGACAAGAACCAACUGUGUUACGCAGGAGGCGCUGCUUAGGGCAACUCGUGAAGUGUGAAAAUGCUAAUGAUGGAAAUCUCUUUUUAUUUAGACGGAGCUACCGAAUGUAAUCUGGUGCAAAGUGACGACACCCCCGGAAAGCACAUGAAAACAUCUGUAAUAAACUUCACAUCUGACUGAUGAUACAUUCAUCGUUUUAAUGAACUCCUACCUCUGUUUAGUCAUAAACCUACUGUAGGAUCACACUGAUUCUGACAUGGGGCCUUAUAGCCACACUACAUGAUGGGAAGGCUACUCAGUGACAUCACCCUAAAUUAGUAGCAACUCAACCAUGUGGAGGUUUUGCUGUGACAAGCGGAAUGAACACACCUAUCAAUGGGGCAAGAAAUAGUGACAUUCAAUUCUGUUUUUGUUUCUGAAUUCUACAGUCUUAAACUCUUCUGAAUAUCAUCAGUGGUCUUGCCUUUGUGAGUGUGUUUUCGUAACUGGAGAACCCCCAAGUUAACCCACCGGGAGAUACAGUGGCUUGCAAAAGUAUUAACCCCCUUGACAUUUUUCCUAUUUUGUUGCCUUACAACCUGGAAUUAAAGUUGAUUUUUGGA
Salvelinus fontinalis (brook trout) is the source of this 4579-nucleotide messenger RNA. RefSeq names its product FERM and PDZ domain-containing protein 2-like. Gene Ontology annotation, cellular component: cytoskeleton. The record is from RefSeq and is a predicted model, not a curated record. Lineage: Eukaryota; Metazoa; Chordata; Actinopteri; Salmoniformes; Salmonidae. Gene Ontology annotation, molecular function: protein binding. The coding region runs from base 314 to 3793 and encodes 1159 amino acids. The transcript is spliced from 28 exons.